AAGCAAAAUAAAGGGAAGCCACUCUAAUUAGACAGUCACAAGGAGGAGGGAGAGAAAUUUAGAUUUGUAAGAAAAAGAUUGAACUUCAUCCUAUGAGUGGAGAAGCUAGCACAACAGGGGAGGUAAUCCCAAAUGAAUUAGAAGGGGAGACAAAUAUUGGAGACACAGUGCUAGAAAUUGAAAAUAAAGAUGAGACAAGUGAUGCAAUUACAGAAAUGGAGGAGAAAGAAGAGGAGGAGGACUGUAUCUCUAUAGACCCUGCUAUCAUAGAGAAACUCAGCAUCGGAACCCUCGGACACUACCUACCCAACCUACAGAAAUCCAAAAGCUCACUCAAUGAAAUCCUGCAGAAUCAGGGUAUACUGAUUGAGACGAUACAACAGGAAAAAACCAAGUUUGAGGAGUGUAAGGCCAUGGAGGACCUCAUAGAGACGAUGGCCCAAGCCAAAAAGUAUUAUGCCAAAUUGACCAACAUAAGGAAGGAUAUGCAGUCCUUGUCGGAGCGAUCCUUUAAACUCAAGAAAAGGGCUUUAAAGCUACAACAGCAGAAAGCAAAGGAGGAGAUGCAGAGAGAACAACAAAGGGAGAGAGAACAGGACCGGGAGAGGAUGCUCACAGCGAAAGUCGCAAAGAAAACGUCCGAGGUGUCGUAGUGCCAGCUCCUAGCUCAUGCUUCAUACCUUGAGAUGUUCCCCACUGUUGGUAGCAGCAGAGGGUAUUGAAAACAACAAACUAGAAAUUGUUUUGAGAGAAAUAUGGCUGUGAUAUCGUUACAACAACUCUGAGCUUGUUUCUGGUGGCCUGGUUUCCAAGAUGAAGCAUUUGUAUUUUGAUGAAACAUUCUUGUGAAAUCAGAGUACAGUUAUGAAAUGAACUUUGCCUUUUUCUAGUGCAAAAGCAAAUUAUGGUAACUUUUAGGAUACAUUCACGUAUCCGGUUGAACCUGUAAAGAAAACGACAGGCACAGAUCUGGACCGAGGCUGACCUCAGGAAAAUAUGGCACGUGUAGAUUGAGUGGUCCAGACGUACCUGAC
Mizuhopecten yessoensis (Yesso scallop) is the source of this 1034-nucleotide messenger RNA. RefSeq names its product biogenesis of lysosome-related organelles complex 1 subunit 6-like. Lineage: Eukaryota; Metazoa; Mollusca; Bivalvia; Pectinida; Pectinidae. The coding region runs from base 93 to 653 and encodes 186 amino acids. Gene Ontology annotation, biological process: intracellular transport. Gene Ontology annotation, cellular component: extrinsic component of membrane; BLOC-1 complex; transport vesicle. The transcript has 6 exons. The record is from RefSeq and is a predicted model, not a curated record.